Pteropus alecto (black flying fox) is the source of this 4631-nucleotide messenger RNA. RefSeq names its product zinc finger protein 687 (gene ZNF687). Bases 345 to 4052 code for a protein of 1235 amino acids. Lineage: Eukaryota; Metazoa; Chordata; Mammalia; Chiroptera; Pteropodidae. The transcript is spliced from 10 exons. The record is from RefSeq and is a predicted model, not a curated record.
GCAGUACUUAAGACCAACCCAGAGCGGGGCUGGGCGGGGCGCCGUGCUGAACGACGGGGCGCUUGGCCAAUGGCGAGUACGAAAGCGGGCAGCCCAGACCGGGAACGCAGAGGGAGCUAAGGGAGGGGAAGGCUGAACGGGAGAGAAGCAGGAAGUAGCGGCGGCCGCGGGGAGGGCGGUGGCGGCGGCGGCGGCGGCAGAGGCUGGAGCACGGGAGAGACCGCCGGGGCUCGGCCCGCACUGGGAGCCAAACAAUUUUAGGGUUUGGCGAACCAGGUGCCUCCAACCAGCCCUCGGAUCCGCACUGAGCUGGUCCGCCACGUCGGAGCCAGGGAUCUGCCGCCAUGGGAGACAUGAAGACCCCUGAUUUUGACGACCUCCUUGCCGCCUUUGACAUCCCCGACAUUGAUGCAAAUGAAGCCAUCCACUCUGGGCCGGAAGAAAACGAGGGGCCAGGAGGCUCAGUGAAGCCAGAACCCAGUGUAGGGGGUGAAUCUGGAGAAGCAGCAGCAGCAGCUCCUGGGGAUGGCCCUGGGGUUCCAGCCCAGGCCUCUGACCUUGGCCUGCCGGCAGCGGACAUCUCAGCAGUCAGCGUCAUUGUCAAGAACACUGUGUGUCCUGAGCAGUCUGAGUCCCUGGUUGGAAGUUCAGAAGGGGAAGAGGCUGGGGCCGGGGGCGUGACCAAGGAAGGGCCUGUGGGACCUCGUCUGAUGCAAAACGGCUUUGGGGGCCCUGAGCCAUCCCUUCCGGGAACUCCCCACCCUCCAGCUCCUCCUAGUGUGGGUUCCUGGAAAGAGAACAGCACGGAAGGCAAAGCUCCUUUGGACCUCUUUGAUCAUUUUGGGCCUGAGUCAGGAGAGCACCCCGAUCCCCUGCCUCUGUCUGCACCCUCCCCACCUCGGGAAGGGGCCGUGACCCCACCUCCUUUCCCCUCACCCUUUGAGCUGGCCCGAGAGAAUGGCCCGGCCCUGCUGCCCCCUGGUUCCCCCCCACUGCUGGGUGCCUUGAAGCAAGGCGGCUGCAGCCCCCUCCACCCCCCGGGCCCAGCCCAGCGAGCCUCGGGCUUGAGCCCUGAGGCUGCGGGCAUCCCUGCCAGCGCCUCGCCUCCCCGGGUUGCCGGGGGGCCCUUCUUCAAGCAGUCUCCAGGGCACCACAGCCCUCUUGCCUCCCCAGAGGUGCCCAGCUGUCAGCCCCUAAAGGAGGAAGAGGACGAGGGACCGGUGGACAAGUCCCCCACGGCAAGUCCCCAGAGCCCCUCUAGUGGCGCCGAGGCUGCCGACGAGGACAGCAAUGACUCCCCUGCCUCCUCCAGCUCCUCUAGGCCCCUCAAGGUGCGGAUCAAGACCAUCAAAACAUCCUGCGGCAGUGUCACGAGGACCGUGACCCGGGUCCCCUCAGACCCUGAUCCACCUGCCCCUUUGGCUGAGGGGACCUUCCUGGCCGAGGCCAGCCUCUUGAAGCUGUCCCCUGUAGCCCCGACCCCUGAGGCUCCAAAGGUGGUGAGCGUCCAGCUGGGUGAUGGCACGAGGCUGAAGGGCACUGUGCUGCCUGUGGCCACCAUCCAGAACGCGAGUACUGCCAUGUUGAUGGCGGCCAGUGUGGCCCGCAAAGCUGUGGUUCUACCUGGGGGCACCGCUACCAGCCCGAAGAUGAUGGCUAAGAAUGUGCUGGGUCUGGUGCCCCAAGCCCUGCCCAAGGCUGAGGGGCGGGCAGGGCUGGGGACGGGGGGCCAGAAGGUGAACGGCGCCUCCGUGGUGAUGGUGCAGCCUUCCAAGCCGGCCACCGCGCCGGGCGCCGGGGGCGGCACGGUCAUCUCGCGGACCCAGUCCAGCCUGGUGGAGGCCUUCAACAAGAUCCUCAACAGCAAGAACCUGCUGCCGGCCUACCGGCCAAACCUGAGCCCGCCGGCUGAGGCCGGGCUGGCCCUGCCCCCGAGCGGCUACCGCUGCCUGGAGUGUGGGGACGCCUUCUCGCUGGAGAAGAGCCUGGCGCGGCACUACGACCGCCGGAGCAUGCGCAUCGAGGUCACCUGCAACCACUGCGCCCGCCGCCUGGUCUUCUUCAACAAGUGCAGCCUGCUGCUGCACGCGCGCGAGCACAAGGAGAAGGGGCUGGUCAUGCAGUGCUCGCACCUGGUCAUGAGGCCCGUGGCCCUUGACCAGAUGGUGGGGCAGCCGGACGUCACGCCCCUGCUGGCUGUCCCGCCCGCCCUCGGACCUCCGGCCUUGGCUGUCCUGCCUGCCUUGGGCAAGGGCGACGGGGCCAUCGCCUCCGCCAUUGCCGCGGUUGCUGCCGAAGCCCCUGUGCUGCCGCUCUCAGCCGAGCCGCCGGCCGCCCCCGCCACCUCUGCUUCCACGUGCUUCCGCUGCCUGGAGUGCAGGGAGCAGUGCCGCGACAGGGCCGGCAUGGCCGCCCACUUCCAGCAGCUCGGGCCUCCUGCCCCCGGGGCCACCAGCAACGUGUGCCCGACCUGCCCCAUGAUGCUCUCCAAUCGCUGCAGCUUCAGCGCGCACCAGCGCAUGCACAAGAACCGGGCCCCCCACGUCUGCCCCGAGUGCGGGGACAGCUUCCUGCAAGCCAGCUUCCAGGCCCACCUGCGGGAAGCCUGUCUGCACUUCUCCCGCCGUGUAGGAUACAGGUGCCCCAGCUGUGCAGUGGUGUUUGGGGGUGUGAACUCCAUCAAGUCGCACAUCCAGACGUCACACUGCGAGGUUUUCCACAAGUGCCCCAUCUGCCCCAUGGCCUUCAAGUCCGCACCCAGCGCCCACGCCCACCUCUACACCCAGCACCCCAGCUUCCACGCGCAGCAGGCCAAGAUGAUCUACAAGUGCGCCAUGUGCGACACGGUCUUCACUCACAAGCCCCUCCUCUCCUCACACUUCGACCAGCACCUGCUGCCCCAGCGCGUCAGCGUCUUCAAGUGCCCGUCUUGUCCUCUGCUUUUUGCCCAAAAAAGGACCAUGCUGGAGCAUCUCAAGAACACGCACCAGUCUGGGCGCUCAGGGGAGGAGACUGCCGGGAAAGGGGCCGAGGGUGCCCUUCUGACCCCCAAGGCUGAGCCCGAGGAGCGGGCUGUGUCUCGGGGAGGGGCGGCGCCCCCUGUGGAGGUGUCGUCCUCAUCCUCCGAAGAGGAGGAAGUACCCAGCUCCCCGGAGCCCCCUCGUCCAACCAGACGGCCCCGGCGGGACCUGGGGACCAAAGGCGCCAAGGCUGGAGGUGGGGGCCCUGGAGGCUGGACCUGUGGCCUUUGUCACUCCUGGUUCCCUGAGCGUGACGAGUAUGUGGCCCACAUGAAGAAGGAGCAUGGCAAGUCGGUGAAGAAGUUCCCCUGCCGCCUGUGUGAGCGCUCCUUCUGCUCGGCCCCCAGCCUGCGGCGCCACGUCCGGGUCAACCACGAGGGCAUCAAGCGAGUGUACCCGUGCAGGUACUGCACGGAGGGGAAGCGCACCUUCAGCAGCCGCCUGAUCCUGGAGAAGCACGUCCAGGUCCGGCAUGGCCUGCCGCUCGGGGCCCAGUCCCCUGGCCGGGGGAGCAUUGUGGUUCGGGGCCCCGGUGCCAGAGCCCAGGGGCCAGGACUGAAACGCCGCCAGUCCUCCGACUCCUGCAGUGAGGAGCCUGACAGCACAACCCCGCCAGCCAAGGCCCCCAGGGGCGGACCCGGGCCGGGCGGCCCACUGCGCUACCGGAGCGCUGGGCCCCUGGAGCAGAGCCUCAUGGUGGGGCUGAGGGUGGAGGGCGGGACCCAGCAGUGCCUCGACUGCGGCCUGUGCUUCGCCUCCCCUGGCUCCCUGAGCCGGCACCGCUUCAUCAGCCACAAGAAGAAGCGCGGCGGGGGUGCCGCUGCCCUGGGCCUGGGGGCCGGAGACGAAGAGGCCCCCACUCCGAGGUCUGACCCAGACGGAGGAGAGCCACCCUCACCUGCUUCUGGAGGCCCACUGACCUGUAAGGUCUGCGGCAAGAGCUGUGACAGCCCCCUCAACCUCAAGACCCAUUUCCGCACCCACGGCAUGGCGUUCAUCAGGGCUCGGCAAGGAGGCAGCGGGGACAACUAGGUCCCAGACCUGGACUGACUGGCCCCCUCCCCCUUCCUCGGGAGCCUGGGUCACUGCUGCUGCCUGGUCCCCAGGCUGGGGGGUCUCAUAACGCGCAUUUUGUUCAGCUCCUCUCCCCUUAACCCCCAACGACGACAGACUUGAGCAUUAUAGUUAUUUGCAGUCCCCACCCUGGGUUUGGUCCUUGGGUCCUAUAGAGUGGGCCACCACGCCUCCUUAGCCCGACACUAAUUCCGUUCCUGCUGCACUCCCCGCUGGGGCCGGGCUGGGAGGCAGGGCCCCGAACGCCGAAGCUGCCUCAGCCCCCACCCCAUCCCUGCAGGCUGACUUGGGGCCUGGCCACCCUCGCACCAGCCCUCAGGCUCCCUGGCACUCCAGCCCCGGCCUCUGCAGUGCCUUUCACUUGUCUUUUUCCCCCCAGAAAUCCAGGGGGGUUGGUAGGGAUGAGUCCUGUCACGGGGGAGGGCCCAGGGAGAGGAGGGGACGGGCUCUCAGGAAUCCUUUAUUCUUGUAGAGAUACUAACAGUGGGGGACCGGAGGGAGAAAGCCAGACAAUUAAACUGUUCCUGGUUUAAUCUC